UUGGAUGGCAACCCGUUCAGGGUGUACGAAGGCAUGGGAUAGGCUCCAGCAUGCCCGUGACCCUCGAUCAAGCGCUUCAGAUAAAGAAUGGACGUUACAUAGUAGUUUAGGAGUUUACGAGGCGUACUUGAAGGAAGCAUCAGUCCGGUUCCUGCCGAGGCUCCAUCCCGAUUCUUCCCCGCUGCCCGAACUCCAUGUUGUUCUGUCAGCUCCAGCGAACAAGUGCCCCGGCCCCAAACUCUCACGUUGCAACUCUGUGUGCGAAGUGCCUGUGGAAGUGUGUUUGACCCCCCCGCGAAACAACAUGGCAGACUACCGGGAAGACACCGGAGCUCGGGCCCUGCUCGCCUUGCAGUCGGCGCCGUGCAGCCCCGUGCGAGUGGCGGUCACCUCGCACGCCUUCCACCAUCAGCCGUCGCUCGCCUUCCUCUGUCCGCCGCUGACGGAAGCCGCCGCCGGCGCCGGGAUGCGCCCGGCUCGUCUGGUGUCUCCUCUCCCCCAAGCCCUGGCCAGACUCGAGGGUCGGGACUUUGAGUUUGUCAUGCGCCAAAGGACCGUCACCAUCGGCCGGAACUCGUCCCACGGCUCCGUGGACAUCAACAUGGGCCACUCGAGCUUCAUCUCGCGGCGGCACUUGCAGCUCGUCUACGACGAGGCGAGCGGCUUCUCGCUACGUUGCCUGGGCAAGAAUGGCGUGUUCGUGGACGGAGUGUUCCAGCGGAAAGGGGCGCCGCCGCUGCUGCUUCCCCGACAGUGCGUGUUCCGCUUUCCCAGCACGGUCAUCAAGAUCCAAUUUGCGUCGCUCAUCCCCCCCGAGGGGCAGUGGGAGAAGGAGGCGCCCUCGCCGCCCAUCCGCCCGCUUUUGCCUCACAUCUCCCCGCUCAAGAUCAGCAUUCCCACCGCGCAGCAGCACGAAGAGCACAUCAGGGCCUUCGGCCCACCGCUGCCGUCGCCCACGGGCACCCUCAGCGUUCCCAACUCAUGCCCGGCAAGCCCCCGCGGCGCCGGGUCGUCGGGCUACCGCGAUGGCCGCAACGUGACCAGCGACCUGCAGCUGGUGGCCGAGUAUGCCGCCAAAGCCGUGUCGGAGCAGAGGCGCAACGCGGCCGAGCACCGCGGCGCGGCCGCGGAGCCCCGAGGGGAGUCGGCCGGCGCCGGCGGAGACGACAGCCCCAAGGAUGAGUCCAAACCGCCGUAUUCAUACGCACAGCUGAUCGUCCAGGCCAUCUCCUCAGCGCCCGACAAGCAGCUGACGCUCAGCGGCAUCUACGCUCACAUCACCAAACACUACCCGUACUACCGCACGGCGGAUAAGGGCUGGCAGAACUCCAUCCGACACAACCUGUCGCUGAACCGCUACUUCCUGAAAGUGGCGCGCUCGCAGGACGAGCCGGGCAAGGGCAGCUUCUGGCGCGUGGACUCGGCUUCAGAGGGCAAGCUGGUGGAGCAGGCCUUCCGCAAGCGCCGGCAGAGGGGCGUGGCCUGCUUCCGGACCCCCUUCGGACCCCUCUCGUCCCGGAGCGCCCCGGCGUCGCCCACCCACCAGGGCCUGCUUUCGCCGCCGUCCAGCGGGCUGCAGACCCCCGAGUGUCUGAGCCGGGAGGGGUCUCCCGUUCCCCCGGACCACCACGAGCAGCUGGCGCACAAGCUGGCCGCCGUGCCCGAAUAUCGAUACUCGCAGAGCGCUCCCGGGUCUCCGGUCAGCGCUCAACCGGUGAUCAUGGCGGCGCCGCCGCACCCGAGCGCCGCCCUGGGCAAGGCCUUGGCCCUCCUCCCGGGAGGCGGCGGCCAGGUCCACCUGGUCCAGAACGCGCCGCCGUCCUCCGUCACCAUGCUGCGCGUGGUCACCGGCGCCCCGCCCAACGGCUACUGCGCCCCAUCGCUGCUCAACGUCGGGCCGCCCGGCGGCGAGCUUAGAGAGGCGCAGCCGAAGCGAGAGUUGGUGAUCCAGGCGCUGGACAGCGCCGGGCACGGGGCCGAGCCGCGGAGCGCGGCGGAUGCGCGCAACGUGGCGCCGGGCCCGCAUCCACUUGCCGUGCACGCCGUCACGCAGAACGGAAAGCACACCAUCGCCGCUGCGUCCACGGCAAACAGCCUCGCCGCCUUCACAUCGGGUCUAAGCAGUCCUCUCCAAAUUCUGGCGGCUCAGGCCUCCAGCUCCCCUCCGGUUUUGGUGAGUCGCCCGCUUUCUUCCGAGCAAGCGGGCGCGGGCGACCAACCUCAGGCCAAGCGGUCCAAGAUGGACGACGGCGAGGGAUCGGCGCCUGCCGCCCAGCAACCUGUGAUCGUUGCCGUCAUGCCACAAAGCCAUGAGCCCAGGAUGUGAAAGAGAAACUGAAGGGAAUGUUGUCAUAAAAAAACAAAAAGUCUUCUUUAAAAAAAAAAAAAAAAAACCCAAAAAAAAAAAAAGCUGAAGCAAACACUACUUUUUGGGUGGAUGAAGAAAUGGGAUUACUGAGUUGCCAAGACAACGGCACGGUGCGACGCCGUGUCGUCGUCUUGGCUGAAUUACGGCAAUCGUUUGUAAAUUCAAACAUCGUCUCUGUUGCCGAUUAGCGACAGUCGCUGUUUAAGUUAGCGGUUGUCAACGAAAAAAAGACACUUA
Messenger RNA from Hippocampus comes (tiger tail seahorse), 2605 nucleotides. RefSeq names its product forkhead box K1 (gene foxk1). Lineage: Eukaryota; Metazoa; Chordata; Actinopteri; Syngnathiformes; Syngnathidae. The record is from RefSeq and is a predicted model, not a curated record. Bases 5 to 2326 code for a protein of 773 amino acids. The transcript is spliced from 9 exons. Gene Ontology annotation, molecular function: DNA-binding transcription factor activity, RNA polymerase II-specific; protein binding; RNA polymerase II cis-regulatory region sequence-specific DNA binding. Gene Ontology annotation, biological process: regulation of transcription by RNA polymerase II.